AUGGGAGCUAAACAAUCUGUUCAGUCUAGUAUCGAAAGUCGUCAAAGAUCGAACUCUGUAAUUGAUAAUUCAGGUGCUGGUAAUAACUCUAGAAGACGAGAAUCAUCUAUUGAACGUAAUAAUCGCACUAGUAGAAGAAGAUUUGAAUCAAGUGGGGAUGAGCUAUUCAUUUCAGAAGGGUCUAACAAUGUUGGAAAUACUAUGUCUUUGGGAUUCCCUUUGUUAUUUUUUGGAGAUAGUGGAAGUCAAAAUAGAAGACGAGGUAACAAUAACCAUGAUGCACUUCGUAUAGUACGAUCUCAAAGUCAAUGUCCAGUUUGUAAAAAAUUAAUUUCAAACCAAGAGUUGCCAGCACAUUUGAAUGAAUGUUUAAAACCACGUCUACAAUAUAAUAAUGAAGUACUAACACAAGAUAGAGGAGAAUGUCCUAUUUGCUUAGAAGAAAUGGAAAAAGGGAGUACGAUAGCACGAUUAGAAUGCUUUUGCAUUUUUCACAAGCAUUGUAUUGAUACGUGGUUAUGUCGUGGUAAUUCUAAUUGGUGCCCAGAACACCCAGUGUAUGAUUAA
This is a messenger RNA of Strongyloides ratti, 567 nucleotides long. RefSeq names its product RE59544p. The transcript has 3 exons. The record is from RefSeq and is a predicted model, not a curated record. Bases 1 to 567 code for a protein of 188 amino acids. NCBI's taxonomy places the organism in Eukaryota, Metazoa, Nematoda, Chromadorea, Rhabditida, Strongyloididae.